Messenger RNA from Strongylocentrotus purpuratus (purple sea urchin), 6113 nucleotides. Its product is annotated as nuclear protein MDM1. The transcript has 15 exons. Gene Ontology annotation, molecular function: microtubule binding. Gene Ontology annotation, biological process: negative regulation of centriole replication. Bases 149 to 2647 code for a protein of 832 amino acids. Lineage: Eukaryota; Metazoa; Echinodermata; Echinoidea; Camarodonta; Strongylocentrotidae. The record is from RefSeq and is a predicted model, not a curated record.
GACUCUCUGACGUGACCUACUUGUUGAUAUGGUGGCAGCCUAGAAUAUAAUGCGACCGAAACCAAACACUGCAUUUCCAUACUACUGUUAAUGUCGCUGGGUUUUUUACGUUUUUAUUUUUGGAUGAUGAAACUGUGAGCUUGCUAUCAUGCCAGUCAGGGCGAAGUCGUCUUCUGAAUAUGUGAAAAAGUUCCGCUGGAAUGACUCGGUCAAGUCUGCAUCAUUUACUCCUACCAAAGAGCAAAAUGCCCCGCAGGCGGGAAUGUCAUCUGUUGGCCAUGCUGAUAGCUUUGCAAUCACCCGCGAGCCACCACUUCAGCGAAGGAGAAAACCGAUCCAGGAAGAUAACAAGAUGACCUACACCACAAAGCAGUUCAUGGCUGCAGGUGACUCGGAGGACAGCAGUGAUAUAGGCAAACCAAAUAAGAUACCAGGGUCAUCGCUUUCAAAGACUUUCCUGAAGAAAGUGGAUAUGCCCGCAAAAACAAGGCCACCUAUUGACAAGACUCUAAAGACGGAGAAGAACAAAGCCCUUGCUGCACAAACCAGAGUCAUAUCCAAACCUAGCCAGCCACCUCCUCCUCCCAAGAAAGUGGCCCCUCCCUCUCCAAUCAGGGCAGCUAAGGGUCCAGCAAUCACUAAGACGGGCAAACAUGUUCCUAAAGCAGGAGGCGAUGCAUCAAAAACAAAGGGCAAAGCUGAACAGGAGACUGAUGAAGCCUUACAGUACCGUGCUGGUAUUAAAGCAAGGCCUGGUGGUCCCAGGUAUUCAUCAGAGUACCAGCGACAGUUUGCCUGGAAGCAACCAUCAAAAGAAUCACCUUUGAUGGCUGCAGAACAGAUGGUACAUACCUCUAAUGCAAACCUGGCUCCGUACGUACCAGAUAAGAUACCCCGGCACACAGAAUACCAGAGGCAGUUCAAGCAGCAGAACCAUGGUGGCCCUUUGGUACAAGAUCAGCUCAUGCAGAAUGCACAGCAAGAGAUCAAAGCAAAGUACAGGGUCAAAACAAAGAGCAAACGAGGUAAGAAGCUGACCCCUGAUAAACAGCAACCAGCUGGAGUGCUAUCGGUAAUCUCACAUGAUGAUCCAAGACUCGUCAAAUCAUCUCAAAAUCCUCAGAGACCUUUCUUUCCACAUGCAACAGUAAGAAAAUGGAGGUCAGAGUACAAGUCCAACUUCAAAACCCCUCAGGUGUUUAGUUAUGAGAAUGGAGUAUGGAAAGGUGCGGAUCCUCCUCAUGUCCAACCUAGAGAUGAUUCAUCAGAUAGAGGGGGUAAACCAGAACAGCUGACCAGGUCUAAGUCCGUAGGGGACUUACCCAACUGGUUUUCAGAAGUCUUAGAAUUACGUGAGAGGGCAAAAGAGUAUCAGAAGCGGUCCCGAGGCACUCAUUUUACCAGGCAGCACCUAGGUCAACUACUGGCUAAUCAGGCCAAGUUAUGGGAGGAAUCCAGUGAUCAACUUAGUACAUCAAGCUCUAUCUCCACUCAAACAACGGGGUCAGAGAAAAAAGAUGAACCAAAGGAGGGAGCACGCCCUUCAGCGAGCGCUCCAGACUUGGGCCAUGAACCAACGAGAAGAAAGCUAGCUUGGCAUGCCAACAACAACAAAGCCGAGGAAGAACCCAACCCAAACCAAAACAUUGCACAUCUUGAAAGGAGAUCAAGUAUCAGCAGUGUUACAACCCCUGAGUCAAUGCCAAGCAUGUCAUCUCGGAGUUCUGAGAUAGAAAGCAUUGAAGAGAAUGGGCGCCUCACAACCCCAACCCUUAAAGAGUCUGAACAGCAGUCACAUGGAAGUAAGAGACACCAUUUAGACAGGACCACUCCUGCAAAAGGAGGUGCCUUGCUGACUUCACCAGCAUCGAGAAGAAGAGCCACCCAUGUUCCUAAAACCACAGUGACCUAUCCAAGGCAAGGAGAGCUGAUGAAGCCCAGUAGUCGUACAUACGUUGCAAGGUCUGCCCCUGUCAAAGCAAUCAUUCCUGGUGGUAUCACAAAAGGCUUUGAGUAUGAUAGUGAUGAUGAUGAUGAUGAGGAUGAUGUUGACCUCGACAGAACACUUACACGGGGGCAGCAGACUCCUCCUCGUAAUCCAACCCAACAAAAACAGAUGGGAAGAUUCUUGCACUCUUCACCAUCAGCUGGAAGGCGAACCUCUGAUCCACAUCCUCUCAACGAGGAACUGAUAUCCCCAGGCUUCCAGAGGCACUCUGAGAGAUUCUUUGAAACCAGUCCCGGGAUGCCAACCAUCCCAAACAAGAUCGAGCCGCCAAAGACGUGGGCUGCCCCCUGGGCGGGUCUCAAAACAGCUCCUCCUGCUGCUGGGAAAGGUCCCCUUGAAAGACCUCACUCUGGGAGGAUCGGCGGACGCCCACAGACGGCCGUCCCACAGACCAGAGAAGCUGCCUCUCAGCAGGUGCAAAGACUCCAUUCCUUCAUGUCACCCAGGUCCAACGGUCUAGAGUCUCCCGAUGAUUGGAACCUGACCCCACCCAGGGGUGGAGGAGGGGGGCGGAGAGACAGCGAUGAGCUCUCCUUAUCAACCAUGUCCAAUGCAUCCAGCUGCAGUCUAGCGUCUGAGGUACUCGAGAGAGCCAAGAAGAGGCGUGAUGACUUCUGGGGAAAAGAUAAAAGAGAUUGAGAUGAUGUGCUUUAGUGAAAUGAAUUUAUAGCAGUAAUGGUAUUCCUUUUUUUUUUUUUUUUGAACAAAUACAACACACAGGGGGAAUCACUUUGAGAAGUUAACGAUUCCCUUACAGAUUAAUCAGAGCCAAUAUAAACACAAUUUCAGGAAAUGUGAACAAAAGCUGGGGAGAAUUUGGAAGUUGUGUGGUUCUUUCCAGAAAGGAAAGUGGAAAUCCGAAAUGCCAGUAGGACUUUUCCCCUGUAAGCUAUUUGUAAUGAGUGUCUAGCUCAUGAAGACCUGAUAACUUAAUUCAUUCUUUUUAUUAUGUGUUGUGAUGUUAUCCAAAAAUUAGUUGAGCAUCAUAUGAAUCAUCAUGCAUUGAUAGAAUAUUUAAUACUUCAUAAAUCUCUUGUCUUCAUUAGAGACAGUGUUAAACAUUAACAGUCUUUCAGACAUAAAAGGAUGUCUUUUUCAUUGAAAAUCAAAGCACUUGCCACUUUAAUCUCUCUUAAGUAAACUAAAUUUGAGCACAACCUCUUUAUAUUUUUAGACUUCUGCAAAGAAAACAAAAUCUCAGGCAAAUUUUACCUUGUAAAUUUUGAGAGGCCUAUUUUACUUUUUAUCAUUUCUGACUUUAAACAUGGGCACUUAUUUAUUUCCUUGUGCUUCUUACGUGUACAUAGUGUAUAGUAUUAUUUGUUUUGAAGUGAACUGAAUGAAAUAUGUAACAUUAUGUGCAGUUUUGAUUUUAUUUUUGUUUAUUAUUUAUACAUAGCCCAUUCAUGCUUCGAAGUUAAUUUGUAAAUGUCUAAUACAUGUAUCUAAUUUUAGACAUGAAUUUGAAUAGAAAAUAGUUUGAUUUUGUUGAUAAAUGGAUGAGUGAACAUUCAAACUGCCCUUUAGCUGUGUAGUCAUUCAUAUAGGUUUGCAAUAUAGUAAAGGGAUCAUGUAGGACCAUGUUGUGUUAGACCAAAGCUUUUGUCUGGGCAUGAUUUGCAUAUCAUAGUCUUUCCAAAUACAUGUAGAUAUUUUUUCAGUUUUCCUCCUGUACUCUUUGGGUUUAGAUGUACUUUACAUUCCACUUUUUCAUCCAGUUAUAGAUACAUGUAAAUGCAGUACUGUAGCUUGUGGAUAUAAUAUCCUGAAGUACAUGUGUUGAUAUGUAUAAACAAUGCAAAAUAGAGUCUUUUAUACUUGCACAAAAAUGCAUUAAUGUUCUAUUUUUCCACUGGAUAUUCAUGCAUGUAUUUUGAUUUGGAAAAACAUGUAAUAGAGUGUAUAAAGGGUGAACUAGAAGUACUGUUUAAAAUGAAAUGAAUUGUUGUUUUUUCCUCCAUCAUAUGCAGUAUGGAUGGAUUAAUUAUUAUUUUCACACUUUCCACAAAUAUGGGAUGUUAGCAUUGCUAAUUAAUGACUGGCAUGUGUAUGGUUUUCAAUGUUGGAAUCAUUUAUGGACUGGAUGGUUACUGAAUUCUCAUUAAGAAAAACAUAGUUUCUGUAGCCAAUGGGUAGAUGCAUAAUGUUAAAGCUGGUUAUAAAAUUGUAUUUAUUUGAAGCAAAAAGUAGAACAUUCAAAAUUAGGAUAUUUAAUACGUCCCUUUCAUGUAUUACUAGUAAACCACACGAGUCAAUGGUUUAGCAACAUUCAUAUAUUUCACCCUAUGAUUUCAGUAAUAUUCAUGAAAAGGUUAGGGCUUCCUCCAAAACAAUAAAUAAAUAUCAAUAAAAUGUAAGGGAUUUUCCAUAUCUGACUGAAUAUGACUUCCUUCUUUGUCCUUUUAAAUAAAGAGUUUUUGGAAACGUAAAAAUUGCAAUGUGCUUCCUCAUUUUGUGUAGAAACAGGAAACUGUUGAUAUGUCAUAGUUUUGAUUUAGAAACUUAAAUUUCUUAAAAGGAUAUAACAAACAUCUGCCACAUCAAAUAAACAAAAAAUGUUUUGAUAUCAAUGUGGACGUGGACUGAAAGCAGAUGCAUUAUAUUCUUUAUUCAGUUUACAUACUUCUCAGAAAGUAAUGGGGAAAAACCCGACAAUUUUGGGUAUUAGGCCCCCUCUUGCUAUUAAAGUGCAUCAAGCACCAACAAGUAUACCUUGUGCUGUACUGUAUUUAAAAUGUGUUCUUCAAAUACUGCUAUAAAAUAGAUGUAGCAAAUUUUAAAUACAUUCUCAAUUAACAUAAUAAUGACUUGUGAGUUUACUAGUCGAUGCAUUAGUAUUUAGUACGUACUUGAAUAUAACCCAAUUUGGAAUUGGGUUGUGUUAUUAGGGUUGAAUUUUAUUCUCAUAUUCAUAGUCCUUAACCAUUACCCAAUAGAAUGUAAUUUAAAGUGUCAUAAGGUAAACGUGUAUACACUUUAUCUGUAUACAAAUCCCUUUGUAGGGUGAUUAGUACACUUUGAGACUGCCAAUCCUCAUACCGCUAUAGUGAUCUCAAAGUACCUUGUAUGUUUAAUUAGCAUGGGACUGGAGUAACAAACAAUGUUCAGGUCUCAGUAGUUUCAAUUUAUUUAAAAAUUAUCUGUUACCACAUCAAUUGAAGGAAAUUGUGGCCUGUCACGAGGCCAAGGAAAUGGUUUAUUGUGUGGGCGUGGGAUUCCCCCCUCUGCAAUAGUGGGAAAAAAGUUUGCUUGGUAUGAUAACAUUUUCUUGAAUUAAGUCAAGUACUACUAAAUUGCUGAGUCAUUAAGUUUAGACUGUCAAGUCCCCUUUGCAUAGAAUUAGUAGAAAAGACUGUCAUUGAGCUGAAAUGCUUUUUUGGUUGAACAGCAUUGAUUGUUGAAAAAGACCUUGAGUUCAGGACCUAAAUAGAACAGGAGGAAUAAAAACAAUAUCUUGAUUUUAUAAAUUUGAAAUAUAAAAUGAAUUCUUGAUACUAAAGAAUUUGAAAUACUGUAAAAGCAAAGUGUUAUUAUAAAAAGUCUCUUGACUGUUAUUAGGAAUGAACUUAAAUUGAACUCUUUACAAAAAAGUCACUUGGUUUGUAGUGUCUCUACUGAAUUGAAAAAUGCAAUAUGAAAUAUGUGGAUUAGGAGAUGGAAUGGUGUAUAAGUGUCAAGCUUAUAUUGUCUGUUGAGAGCCAGAAGGGCAUUAAAUCUGUAUAAAAGUAUAGGAAUUGAUGCCCUUGUGGCUUUUGGUGGAUGAUAUAAUGCUUUGAAACCCUGUGUAAUCAAAAAGGUUUCUUUACUCCUUUUAAACGUUGAAAUUGACUUUGAUGUUUGAAAAUGUAGUCCUCGUGAAAUGGUUCUCCAUGAAAACUCAUUUCUCUUCAUUACUGCAUUCUAGUACUGCUUUGUUCAUAUACAGAAUAAUAUUCAAAGUAAUAACAAAUAAAGAAAAGAAGACAUUACCCUGGCCCUUGGCUUGACAUUGCAACAGCAGAAGAUGUAUAUUUUCAGUUUUGUGUAUGGAAACUGUGAUCGAGAGGCAGAUUUUGUCUUGUUUGCUAAUAAAUCUUACUCAUACAUGUCGGAGUAUGACAGAAAA